This is a messenger RNA of Anthonomus grandis grandis, 3717 nucleotides long. RefSeq lists its product as uncharacterized. The transcript is spliced from 6 exons. Lineage: Eukaryota; Metazoa; Arthropoda; Insecta; Coleoptera; Curculionidae. The record is from RefSeq and is a predicted model, not a curated record. Bases 2262 to 3368 code for a protein of 368 amino acids.
GCCGUAAAGAUUUAAUAAAACGACUAAAUACUAAUAGUUACACGUUCGCAAAGUUUUCAUAAAAUCUAAAUUAGUAAAAUACCUGUUAUGCAUAUUGAAAAAUGUGACAUGUCAGAAUGUUACCCUUGUUUGCCUGAAAAAAUUGUGACGGAGCGCUAGAGAGUACCGCCAGAGCUUCCAGAUUUUGCCAAAACAUGCCAUUGACUACAUCCACUGUGCUAAUAAACUCCUCUCUCACCAUGACAUUAACUCAGAUACAUCUAUGAGCUAAUUCUAUCCAGUAUAACUAAUUUCUCUCCAAGCGGCCAUACUUCAAGCUUAAAAAUUUUCAAAAGAAAUGGCGCAACUAGCAUGGUAAUUUUAAAUGGAAAUGAACCGCUUAGUUUCAAACAAGACCGCCGUUGGCGGCUGGCCCCACUGGUGGUGAUACGGGGACGCCGCGGCUUAAAUUUAUUUUAUUGAAUGCAUUUAUUACCACCGAUCUGGAAAUAUUUAGUUGAGGUACUGCCGGACAUUUAUUUGGUAGUGGAAUGGUACUCCAUCUUGUUGAACCCAUAUCAUAUUCGCUGGAACUUGUGGGUUUCCUGGAUCAGGAUACAAGUUGGCCAACGUUGGCACUACAUUAUUUUGAAGCAAUUCUAAAUAAUUAUCGCCAUUCAAAUUGCCCUCAAUAAAAAAGGCACCUAUGAUCUGAUUUUCAAUAAUUCCUGCCCACACGUUAACCUUUUCAGGGUAUUGAGUAUUGUCUUCUCUCGUCCAGCGAUGAUUUUCCCUGCACCAAUAGCGGCAAUUUUGACGAUUGGCAUGGCCGUGAAGAGUAAAGGUGCACUUAUCAGAAAACAUAACAUGUUCUAAUUGGAUCACAUUGCUGUCUAACAUUGCCAUCAUUUGUUCACAAAAAUACAUUCUCCUGUCAAAAUCGUCUUCCGUGAGCUCCUGGGUGAGUAUAAUUUUAUAGGGAUGCAUUUUGUUUCCUUUUAAUAUUCUAAUAACUGAUGAAUAGCUAAUAUCGAGUACUGGGGCUGCUUUCUGAGUAGAUGUAUGUGGGUGUUCCUCAAACUCAAGCAUAACAGCCAAUUUGGUAUCCUCACUUAUUGCAUUGGCAGCUGCUUUUUUUACCUGCCUAACAUGGCCCAGCUCGCGGAAUUGCUUUUCUAUUUUACUAAUUGUCCCUUGGGUUAAAGGCGGCAAAUUUGGAAAUUUUUCGUGAAAUAAGCGAGCUACUUCUAUUUGCGUCCGUGUAUUAUCUCCAUAGCCAACCAUCUGCAGAUUUGUUAUUUUGUGCAUUUCUGUUAAAUGAACCAUUUUUCUGGCUUGUAGUUAACGAAAUUCAAACGACUGUAGCACUGACGACUACUUCUGUCAUGCAACAUGAGUCAACAUUAAGUCUGACAAUUUUUUAGUUUUUUUUAUUCUCAUACCAAUAAAAAGGAAUGCUGAAAUAGUUUUUGCUUGCUUUAUCAUUACCAAGACCUAAAUGGGCAAGAAGGAUUAAGUGAGUUGUAAAGAAUCUUGAAAAAUAAAUAAUUUUCUUUUCUAAAUUUAAUUUUUUGAAUUUUACUUAAUAUUUCAGAAACAGUCAAAAAUAGGUAUAGGACCUUGUAUACAAAAUAUGUCUAAAAUGAUAUGAGGAAUCUAAAAAUUAAUUAACAUUCAGGGUGUUAUGUUUAAACUAAGCAAGUUGGUAUUGACCACCGUUAUCUGAUACACCCUGUAUAAAAAGUUUUUAUGAAAAAAAAAUGCGCAACUAUAAAAACCAAUCGACGUGUUCGAGCGUUUUUUCCAACACGCUCCCAUCUAUUUAUUAGCUAAUUUAUUCCAUUUGGCUGACACACACUGUAUAUUCUAUACAAAGUGGUCUUAAAAUCAGGUAGAUACAUAUACCUGGUUGUUAAUGUUGAAUGCAGUAUUGAAUUGCGAAUAUUUUAUAAAAGAUGAUAGGAUUUUUAGAAAAUAUUUGUGAAGCUUUUGUAUCUCUUAAAACUUCCUAAGCUUAAGAUGAUUUAGAUUAGAAUUUUCUCAGUGUAUAGGAAAUGAGAAGUAAUUUUAAUUUUAAGAGAAGUCUCUUUAAGAAGGAAAUGGAAAGCUAGGUAAAGCUUUAGGCAUUUAUUAGGUACUUUUAUUCCUUUCAAAGUUAUUAUUACGUAGAUCAAUUUAUCUUGCACAAACUAUAGCUUUUACGGGGCCAACUAGGACGGUAACGACAAAAUACCCCCAGAAGAGACCACGUCUCGCAGUCUGGCGCGCCUCAUGUGGGACCAAUGGGUGGCAUGCACAAAAACCACGGCGAAUCAGUGAGCUCACAAUAUGGCCAUAAAGCAAAGAGUGCUUUUGGACUAGAAGACAUCGACAACAUAUCUGAAAUUAACAAUAGUACUUUUUUGGGGAAUUAUAACAACUUGUUUAACGCUUCAAGUAUAAAUUUACUGGUUCCUAAAACAAAAGAUGCAGCUAACAAUUUCAGAAAAAGUAAAAUCCAUAAUGAAAAUUUGCCUGAAAUCGCAAACCUCGCCCAAUACAGGUUGGUUACAGGUAAUCCAUUCCAGCGACUAAGGAACACUUUAAACAAAAAUGAUCUAUACCCACAACAAAUACUAACUGUAGACGUCGCUCUAGGAUCAGAACUUAUAUUGGCAUCAGAAACUAGAGGAGAAGUAUAUUUUGAGAUUUUCAAUCAUGCUGAUACAACUCAAUUUGUGUCCUUCACUUGCAGCGAUUCCAAGUACAUUUUACAAAGUUUGUCUACGUAUAGAAUAUCCUUGAAACCUUUUGAAAGUACCCUAGUAAUACUUUAUGUACAUACAUAUUCGGGUAUUUAUCAGGACGAAAUAACGUUCACUGCAAGAACUGGGACGUUACGCAUUCAGAAAAGAGUUCUUAUAGAUGUUAGAACACAUCUAGAACAAUACGAAAAUACAUUAUAUGCUGACUGGAAGUAUACAAGUGACUGCACUGGAAUUCUAUAUUCCCAAUGCAGUUCAGCUUCAUGGAGGAUUGAGAUAACUGCUCACGCUCCUGGAUCAGGAUUACUUCAACUAAAUACAGAACCAAAAGGUAUAACUAUUCCUCUUGGGUACACUGUUGGAACUACUGAGGCAGUUACUGGAUAUUAUAGUGAAUCAUGCUGUUAUCCAGACUUAACAAUAAUUGCAGUUGAUAGAAGAAAAAACAGAAUAAGUUAUAAUGUGAAUGCCUUUCAUAAUACACUUAGUGCAGGCAUCAUAGCUGCCAUAGUCCUAGGUAUUAUUCUUUUUAUAAUUCUCUGUGCAGUUAUAAUAUAUCUAGUGGUAAGGCGAUGGAAACAUAAACGUGAAUCUUAUGAAUUACCUACUUAUCGUGGAAGAACUUUAAGCAGAACCAAUUUUUGACAAUUAUUAAGGUCGAUAAUUAUCGAACAGAACCAAUUAGAUAUUUGGAAUAAUCUAGGAUGAGUCGACCCUACAAGUAGUAUAUCCAAAGGACUAUCUUUAGAAAUGUUUAAUUUAAGUUACUGGUUAACCAUUAAAAAGCAGUUUUAAAAUGUUUUAAUACUUUUAAAGUUUUUUCAUACAUUUUUAAAUGUAAAGAAAUAUUUAAAUUUUAUAAAACUUGUAAAUAUUUUAGGUCUUUUGGUUUUUACGUUAUAAAAACUUAUGAUAAACCAAAAAUUAGAUGUAAGUUUUAUAUUAUUCUUAAUAUUGGAUUUAUCCAUAAAUUUAAUAUAAUCUAUCUGUGGAA